AUCACUACCUGCUCACUUGAAAUCUGAAGAUGAGUCACCACUUGUCCAUGGCAGCGUGCAAUCCUCCAGAGCUAAUGCUUAAGCCUACAGGAAAGUAUCAACUGCCUCGUCUCUGUUGGUUUCUACCUUUUUUUACGUUGUUCUGUUUGUUACUUGUUUACUUUCAUUUUGUUAGAGUUGGUAACAUAGAUGAGUUCAUAAAAGUAGAGCCUAAUCCAUUCCCAACUCAGUCAUCCAAGGCACCUCAUCUACCACCGCCGGCGGACAGUUAUCCGUUUAUUCGGGCUUUGAGAACAGUAGAGAACAAGAGUGAUCCUUGUGGGGGAAGGUACAUCUAUGUCCAUGACCUUCCUCCACGGUUCAAUGAAGAUAUACUCGAAGAGUGCAAGUCUCUCAGCCUCUGGACUGAUAUGUGCAAGUUCAUCACCAAUUCUGGGCUUGGCCCCCGACUGGAGGAAGAUAUCAAAGGGGUUUUCUCCAAUACUGAAAUGUAUGCAACCAACCAGUUUGCUCUGGAUGUGAUCUUCACCAACAGAAUGAAGCAGUAUGAAUGCUUGACGCGAGAUUCUUCAAUUGCCGCCGCCAUUUUUGUUCCAUUCUAUGCUGGAAUGGAUAUUUCCCGCUACCUUUGGGGUUAUAACACCUCUGUUAGGGAUGCAUCAUCUCUAGCUUUGGUGGAUUGGCUUGUCAAGAAACCAGAGUGGAAGGUCAUGGGUGGUAAGGAUCAUUUCCUUGUUGCUGGUAGAGUAACUUGGGAUUUUAGAAGAUCAACCGAUCAAGAUUCUAGGUGGGGUAACAAGCUUUUUACUCUUCCAUCUGCUAAGAACAUGUCAAUGCUCGUGGUUGAAUCGAGCCCGUGGAAAGGGAAUGAUUUCGCUAUACCAUUUCCUUCUUACUUUCAUCCAUCGAAGGAUUCACUUGUGUUUGAAUGGCAGGAUCGGAUGAGGAAAUUGGAAAGACCAUGGCUUUUCUCAUUUGCAGGAGCUCCAAGACCUGGGUAUCCCAAAUUAGUUAGAGGACAGAUCAUUGAGCAAUGCAAGAAAUCCAAUCUCUGUAAGUUAAUAGAAUGUGGAAUUGGGCAGAGUAAGUGUCAUUCUCCAAGCACUGUAAUGCAAAUGUUUCAGAGUUCUCUGUUUUGCCUUCAACCUCAAGGUGAUUCAUUUACAAGAAGAUCAGCUUUUGAUUCAAUUUUGGCUGGUUGUAUACCUGUGUUCUUCCAUCCUGGUUCAGCUUACACACAGUACACUUGGCAUCUUCCAAGGAAUUAUUCAAAAUACUCUGUUUUCAUUCCAGCUGAUGAUAUUCGUUUAAGAAACGUUAGUAUAGAGGAAAGGCUUCUGCAAAUUUCUCCAGAGCAGGUGAAGAUGAUGAGGGAAGAGGUUAUAAGUCUCAUACCAAGGUUGACGUAUGCAGAUCCAAGGUCUAAAUUGGAGACUCUUAAAGAUGCAUUUGAUGUAGCUGUGCAAGCUGUUAUAGACAAAGUUACUAAGUUGAGAAAGGAUAUCAUUGAAGGUCAUGAAGAUCUUAACUUCAAUGAGGAGAUUUCUUGGAAAUAUGCUUUGUUAGAGGAUGGAGAAAGUGGGGUAAGGCCUCAUGAAUGGGAUCUUUUCUUUUCAAAUGGGGAUUCAGAUGGUUCAUCUAGUCAACCCUGA
Macadamia integrifolia is the source of this 1652-nucleotide messenger RNA. Its product is annotated as xyloglucan galactosyltransferase MUR3-like. Bases 30 to 1652 code for a protein of 540 amino acids. The record is from RefSeq and is a predicted model, not a curated record. Gene Ontology annotation, molecular function: glycosyltransferase activity. The transcript has a single exon. Lineage: Eukaryota; Viridiplantae; Streptophyta; Magnoliopsida; Proteales; Proteaceae.